This is a messenger RNA of Salvia hispanica, 3207 nucleotides long. Its product is annotated as putative disease resistance protein At1g50180. NCBI's taxonomy places the organism in Eukaryota, Viridiplantae, Streptophyta, Magnoliopsida, Lamiales, Lamiaceae. The record is from RefSeq and is a predicted model, not a curated record. Gene Ontology annotation, molecular function: ADP binding. Gene Ontology annotation, biological process: defense response to other organism.
AGAGAAAAAAAGAAAAAAGUAGAAUGGCAGAUGCUGUUGCGAAUGUGUUUCUGGAAACCCUUCGUGAUUUGCUGGUUGAAGAAACUAAGUUUCUGCUUAGUGUUGGCGGUGAUGUUGACAAAGUCAAAGCAGAUCUGAGAAGCAUCCAUGCCUUGUUGAUGAAAGCAGACAGAGAGAGACAUGAUUCUCCAACUCUAAAGCUUUACAUUUCCCAACUCAAAGAUCUCGCUUUCAAAGCUGAGAAUCUGCUUGAAACGUAUGCCGUUGAAGUUCAAUCCAAAAGGGAAGAAGGGCGGAGGAGCCUCAAAGAAUAAAUUCAAAGGUACAUUUGCAUAAUUUGUGAGUGUAACAGUAUCCACGAAGUUGGAAAUGAGGCUCGCGACAUAAUAUCUGCCCUGGCCGACCUCACUAAAAAGUUAGAGUCGGAGUUGGAUCAUCAAGGCUCAUCAUCUCAUUCCAAGCAGGAAGCUGAGCAGCAGCGUCUGUUGAGACAGACGUAUGCUCAUGAGGUUGAGCAUGAUUUUGUGGGCAUGGAGAAAGACAUCCAGCUUUUGGUCUCCAAGGUGAAGGAUGAAACCAGAAGGAAACGAGUAGUGAAGAUAUAUGGGAUGGGUGGUCUCGGAAAAACUACUCUCGCCAGAAAGGUUUACAACCACACAGACCUCCAAUCUUAUGCCCGAGCAUGGGUUUGCAUCACCCAACAGUUUGAACAUAAGGCGGUUUUCGGAAAGAUUUUGAAACAACUUGACAGCAACGUAAACGUUGAUGGCUUGGAAGUUGAGGAUUUGGUCACGAGAAUUCAAAGUUGUUUGAAGGAGAGGAAAUGUCUGGUGGUGAUAGAUGAUAUAUGGGAAGAUGUUCAUUGGGAGAUCAUAAAGCAAGCUUUUCCGCUGAAUUGUGAUGUCAUUCUCACCACUCGUAAUGAGGAUAUUGCUAAUCAACAAUCCGAACCUCACAGGCUGGAAUUUCUGACAGAGGACGAAGGUUGGACUUUACUUCAAAAAGUAGCAGAUAUUUCUCCAGAUGACCCGAAUAUAAAAUCAUUUGAAGAUAUUGGAAGAAAAAUUGUAUCAAAGUGUGAAGGGUUACCACUAUCAAUUUGUGUUAUUGGAGGGAUUUUGCGCAAUAAAGUGCACACAGAAUGGAUAAAUCUGAACAUAGAAUCACAUCUGAAGCAUGGAAAAGGUGUUGGAAAAUAUGAUAAAGUAAAUCAGGUGUUGGAGUUGAGCUAUGAUGCCUUACCUUAUUACUUGAAACCAUGCUUCCUCUAUUUAGCAUGUUUUCCUGAAGAUCACAAGAUUGAUAGAGAGAAACUGUAUUUAUUGUGGAUGGCAGAAGGCUUCAUUUCCUACCAAGAUAAAGAAGCUAAUGAGACUCUAAGAGAUGUGGCUCAAAGAUAUCUAAUAGAACUUGGUAUGAGGUGUAUGGUUCAACUGCAUGAAGCUUACGCCUACAGUACUCCACUUGAGAAAUAUGUCUCGUGUGGGCUUCAUGAUUUAAUGCAUGAUCUCUGUUCUUCUAAAGCUGAAAAGGAAGAGUUUCUGAUGCGUAUUGAUGCUUCCAAACAUCUAACCGACAUUCUUUUACCAACUCGAAUAGCCAUCAGUUAUGACCCCAGUAGUAACCCAAGUAUAGAUGGGUUAAAGGAAGUUAGAGGUCUUAGAUCUUUUAUUGUUCUCCCAAAACACUAUUAUCCUAUACCAACCAUGGGCUUCAAAGAGAGUAUGGUUAACUUUAAGAUGUCGCAAUACUUGAGGAUAUUUGUGGUAGAAGGUUGUGAGUUUGAAGGGGGAAAGUUACCAAUCAAGGUGGGUGAACUAAUUCAUUUGAGAUACUUGAGUUUGAGGCUUUCUAAUGUGAGAGAGCUACCAAAGUCUAUAUGCAGCCUGCCAUACUUGCAGACCUUAGAUUUGCGAUGCGCUUUUAUUAGAUUGCCAAAUGUGAUAUGGAAGAUGAAAAGACUAAAGCAUCUAUUUCUCAAAGCUGAAAUACAAGUGAUUGGAGGGGAGAAACUAAAACUAGGUGGGCUACAAGAGUUGGAGACAUUAGAUAAGAUCAGCAGUAAGACAACUUGCAUUGCAGAUAUCCCUACAUUGAUUAGUCUACAGAAGAUUCAUGUUUAUGUUAGUGAUGUGGAUAGCCUGUUAAUUGUAUUGAACAACAAAAACAGCCAAUUACGUGAGAAUCGGCUUUAUGUUAUGUAUUGUGAUUUCAGUUCGGAGAAAGGUAGAGAGGUUUUGAAUGACGGGUUGAUGUCUCCUUCGUUGGUUAGUUUGGAGAUAUGGAGCUGCAAUAUGGGUAGCAGUUUUCCAUACUACGAACCAGAGAUGUGUCAGAAUUUAGUAAUGUUGAGCCUUAGAGAAUGCAAGGUUAAGGUAGAUGUGAAGGACUUUGGCAAGUAUCCCAUGUUGCAAGAGCUAUGGUUAGAGAGAGUUGGGAUGGAAGAAACAUUAACUUGCCACUCAAAUUCAUUUCCACAACUCCAGACACUUGUAUUAUUUGAUUUGCACGAUUUAAAGGUAUGGGAAGCAGAGGAAGGAGCAUUGCCAAAACUUACUUCCUUGAGUAUCUCUGGGUGUCCCUUUUUAAAGGUAUGGGAAGUAGAAAAAGGAGCAAUGCCAAAACUUACUUCCAUGAUUAUCACUAGGUGCCCCAAUUUGGAGAAGCUUCCAGAUGGUUUGAGAUCCAUCUCCACUUUUCGAAGAAUGACUAUCCGCUUUAUGCCAUGGGUAUUCAUGGCGAGAGUAAAUAAAGAAGAUUAUGGGCCAUUUGUCGAGAAGGAAAUUGAUAUGGAGGCUAUCUACUAACCAUAAGCAGUCGAUAAAAGAGGGUUGAAGCAAAGAUGAUAACAAAAGUUUGAUUCCUGGUGAAGCCUCUCUACAUUUACUUAUUUGCAUUUAUUGACUCAAUUGAUACUCCAUAAAACUUUCUUGAUUUUGUUCAUGUACUCUCAUAUUAAUAAUAAGGCUCUCCAGCGCACACUCCCGACUCACCACGAGCCACCUACAUCAGCUCCAACACAUCUGCUCUAUUUUGUGUCUUGUUAUCGAGUCGGUUAUUUAUUUCCAUCCGGGUUUUCUUUGUGGUUCUUUCCCGGAUCAGAUUACGAGAGUCGAACCACAUAGGAUUAGGUUUGUUUUUCCAUUGUAAAAAAAUCUUGUUGUUUCCAUCAUUUCAAUUGAGCAAUAACAACUUAUCUUAUUCAAA